UUGAGUGAAAGAGGAACAAACAUUCAUACAUAAAAACAUACUUAUUACGUGCCGGAUAGAAUUUUUUUUUCGACAUCGCAGUUAGUUAGUUUUAGUGCCUGUAACCUGGCCUGAUUUCCCCCACAGCCAGAGGAAAAGCGCAGCAUACUCCUUAAAUGGAAUUUUUUUAUUUUGUUUUAAAAUAACAUACACUGAUACACUGUACACUUAACAGAAGUUUCCUGUAUCGUACCACACAAACGCCUGUCCUACAAGGGGAUCGAACCCGCGACACUUCGUGCUCGGUGGGUUUUGCGUGCUGAUCAUUCGGAUAUUCGUGAAGACAAAACCUUGUGUGAGCAGUGAGUAUGUAAGUUACUCUUUUAUCUUCUUUACAUCCUUUUUGUACCUAUAACUUAUUACAUAGCCUUACGUUCCACACGCAGAAAGUUCUAGAAGUACCUACAUCAGUACCAUAGCUGUCGCAGGAUAGCUUGUGAAUUUAUUGUUAGUCAAUAGAUAGAAACCUACCUAGAUAAAUGUUACAUGUGAACCACAAUAUGAUCAAUAAACACAGGUAUGCAAUGAAAACAAAUACCGAUCGUUGUUCAUACAAUAUUAUUGUUUAAACUAAGGUAUUUUAUGUGCCGACCAUGUCUUGAUUUGUAUGUUACAAUAGAUACUCACGCACACUUCUUUAUUUUGGUGAAGAUGAUCUAAAAUUCUCAAAUAACGUAAUUGUUUACAAUAUGGCCCUUACUAGAACAAGUGGUUGUGUAAUCUAGUCAUUAUUAGACGAAACGUUUACAAACAUAUUCUAUUGUGACUUUCGUCUUUGAGUCAUCACGGCCAGAUAGUUUUUUUCACUACGCUUUAGUAUGAGACUGAACUCACUCACAGAUGGAAGUGUUCAUACUAGCGGUGUGGCUGUGUGUUGCCACCGCCGAACUCGCGCAGGACUUGGCGCACAUCGAGGACUUCAUUCAGCAGAAACGGUACCUACUCAAGAAGAAAUAUCGACCGAUGUAUCACAUAUCAGCACCGGUGGGCUGGCUCAACGAUCCCAAUGGAUUCAUAUACUUCAAGCGGCAGUUCCACAUAUUCUACCAGUAUCAUCCGUACAAUGGCGCAUGGGGCCCGAUACACUGGGGACAUGUGAUCAGUGACAACCUCGUCGACUGGGCUUUCUACCCGCCUGCGCUCGUGCCUAAGGACCACUACGACAAGCACGGCUGUCUCUCUGGCUCCGCAGUCAUCCACAACAGUUAUUUGACUCUGUUUUACACUGGACAUGUGAUGACCAACAACAAGACUCAUCAAACCCAAAACGUUGCGAUCAGCGCGGACGGUAUUAUCUUCCAAAAAUAUCUGUAUAACCCAGUUGUACGUGAAGGACCUUACGGGAAUCAAGACUUCAGAAAUCCUAAAGUGUGGAGAUUUAGAAACUCGUGGUACAUGCUCAUCGGAACAUCGAAUCUAAAGGAGGCAUAUUUACUCCUAUAUACAUCUCCUGAUUUGUUUAACUGGAAACUGAAUGGCACUAUAGCUAAAUCAUACGGAGACAUGGGCCACAUGUGGGAGAGUCCAGAUUUCUUUGAAAUGGAUGGAUUUAACGUUCUUAUUUUAUCAGUUCAAGGUAUACAAGGCGACGGACAUCGAUUUAGAAAUUUAUAUCAGACCGGUUAUGUGGUCGGUAAUUUUAAUUAUUUAAAUGGACAAUUCGAAGAUUUAGAGAUUUCAACAGCGACCUUCAAUGAAUUGGAUUUUGGGCACGACUUCUAUGCUGCGAAAACUAUGCAGUCUCAUGAUGGCAGAAGAUUGUUAGUGGCCUGGUUGGGAAUGUGGGAGAGUGAGUUCGAGGAGUCAAACGACGGCUGGGCGAGUAUGCUGACUUUAGUGAGGGAACUGAAACUCACAUUCCAAGGUAGAAUUCUGAUGGUGCCUGUUAGGGAAAUUGUUGAACUUCGGGCCGAAGUUUUAGAAGAUGCGUGGUACAGCCCUGGAGAGGCGUUUUACGCGGGCUCGAGGGCGUUCGAGAUGCUCGUUAACUCGAGCACGGUCAUGUACGACGCCGCAAUUGUUUUAGAGUGGAGCGGAGAGCGGCAGUACACGAUAGCGUAUUCAUCAGACCGCGGCUUCGUGAGCGUGGACCGCGGAGGAGCCGACGGCAUCAGGAGAGCUGACUGGAAUCCCGUCAAUCAUAUUCACUGGCGAAUCUUCGUAGACUACAGUUCCAUAGAAGUGUUCUGCGGUAUGGGAGAAGUUGUGUUCUCAAGUCGUAUCUAUCCGAGGAAAUCUAUGCGCAUUAGAAUUGCUGGGGAUACACAGUUACAUGUGACACAAUAUCGGCUUAGACGCAGCGUCGGCUACGACAACAAACUACGAAAGCAAUUGAAGAAUCACGUAGUAAACAGGUAUCAUUAGAGCAUGACACAUUGAGAAUGUUUAUUUUGUAACAAUUGCAGCGUACGCGAGAUAUUCCACGAUCUAAGAUCUCACUUAAACAAUUGUAUUUAUUGGUCGUACAUUUGAAAACCUUAGGCGUUUUGGCAUACUGCUACUUGAAGUCAAGUGAACAUCAUGUGAAAAGUGUUAGGUGUAUCUAGCCUUAUUUUUUUAUCAAUGGACUUUUUUUUGGAAGAAAAUUUUUGACUUGUGAUUUUCGUAAUUAGGAAUUUAAUUCGGUCGGUAGGUGAAUAGAUAUAGGUUAAACACAACAUUUUGUAUAAUUAGUUUGUAUUGAAUGAGUACCUUUUUAUACAGAUAAAUAAAUUAAGUUCACAUAUCUACUUAUUUCCUGG
Molecule: messenger RNA, 2780 nt
Organism: Trichoplusia ni (cabbage looper)
Lineage: Eukaryota; Metazoa; Arthropoda; Insecta; Lepidoptera; Noctuidae
Product: raffinose invertase-like
Exons: 1
Coding region: 880-2403 (507 amino acids)
Biological process (GO): carbohydrate metabolic process
Cellular component (GO): cytoplasm
Molecular function (GO): beta-fructofuranosidase activity
Source: RefSeq, a predicted model, not a curated record